AUGGAUUCACGGCUGAGUCACAACGGACGACGAGCGGGGCUUUUACCGAUGUGUUGCAUUCUGGUGUAUCAAGCUUUUAUAUCGAUGAAUGCCGAAAGCGUCGUAACGGCGAAUGGGAACGAACGGCACAAUCACAGCGGCAGUAUAAUGCUGGAGAAACGGGACACCGGCUCCCCAGGAGAAGAGAUGUCCAAUGUAACAGCGGGCACGGCAGCCCCAAGGCCAGUGGCGCACCCGGUGGACGUCCAGCAGGCAGUGAUGCGUUCAGCGACCGCCUCGUGUUUCUUCCCCUGCCUCAACGGCGGCGAGUGCCUCCUUCAGAAUUACUGCGACUGCGGCCGUUUCAAAGCGUCAGGAGACCGAUGUCAAACAGUUCCAAAUUCCGGAUAUGAAAGAGAAAUGAUGUGCCGCACGUGGGGCCAGUACAACUACGAAACGUUUGAUGGUCUUUACUUUUAUUUCCCUGGAAAGUGCACCUACACCCUGGUCAGGACAUGUGACGACGCCAGCCAUUCCAGCUUUGCCAUUCUGGUCCACAAUGACGCAGAGUGUCACUCGUCUCCCUAUUUGUGCGCCCGCUCGCUCAGCAUAUUUUUUCCUAUGGAGAGAAGGUUGACGCUGAAUGGGUACAACGUGACUUACAACGGACAAAGCCUUGUGCUUCCUCAAGUCAUUCAUGACAUAGAAGUGGAGCAGAUUACUCAUUACGUCCUGGUGACCCAUCAACACAAGUUCACCCUGGCAUGGGAUGGUACCACGUCAUCUGUCUACAUCAAGAUGAGCCCCGAAUACGUUGGCAGAACCUGCGGCUUGUGUGGAAACUUCAAUGCUGAGAUGGAAGACGACCUCCAGACGAGCUACGAUGUGUUCAGCCCUGACAUCGCAGUCUUUGCCAACAGCUGGAGGGAAGCAACGCCACGUGACCGGCCGUGUGCUGCUGUGCCCGCCAACUUCCCUUCUCCAUGUGAGGCCCAGAGCUCUGCCACUCUACAGAAAGUGCAUGAGGUGUGUGGCAUCUUGUUAGAAAGCCCCUUUAAAGAGUGCCAUGCCUUUGUGAGUCCCUAUCCAUUUCUGGCCAGCUGCACAAAUGACCUCUGCAGUGCCGGCGUUGAUGGAGACGUGCUGUGCCAUGCGCUGACUGAGUAUGCCAGGGCGUGUGCCCAUGCCGAUUAUCCCCUUUCGGACUGGAGAAAUCAGAUCGACUCAUGUGCGGCCGAAUGUGAAGGUGAAUUCGUGUACAGGGAGUGCAUCACCUGCUGCCCGGCGUCCUGUCAUGGCGCAAAGCUGUGUGCUCAGAGCAAACUGCACUGCUUGGAUGGAUGCUACUGUCCCGAAGAGCUGAUUUAUGAAAACGGGAGCUGUGUGAACAUCUCGGAGUGCCCCUGUCUGUACCACGGCGCUGAGUUCACCCCUGGGCAAGUCGUGCAGGAGGACUGCAAUAACUGUACCUGCGUGGAUGGAGCCUGGAACUGCACCGAUGCCAGCUGCCCAGGAGAAUGCUCAGUCACUGGGGACAUUCAUUUCCAAACCUUCGAUGGGCGGACAUACACGUUCCAAGCUCCUUGUCAAUAUAUCCUCGCCAAGAGUGGCAGCGCUGGGAAGUUUAUGGUCACGCUACAAAACAUGCCGUGCGGUGAGAAUCUGGAUGGCUCCUGUAUCCAGUCGGUGAAUGUCAUGGUUGAUGAAGACCCCAGGAUUCAAAUUACCAUCACGCACACAGGAGAGGUGUUUGCGUCCGGCCAGUACAGAAUCCGACUGCCUUAUUCCGAUGCUGUCUUCCAGGUUCAGGAGCUCUCCUCUAUGUUUCUGCUGCUGAGUACUAAAGACGGGCUCCUCCUACACUACAACUGGAAGGAACUGCGACUGUACCUGCGGGUGGACCCCUCAUGGAAGGACGACACCAUUGGGCUCUGCGGGACGUUUAACGGAAACAUUCAAGAUGACUUCCUCUCUCCUGCUGGAAUGAUCGAGAGCUCCCCUCAGCUUUUUGGAAACUCUUGGAAGCUCACUUCUGCCUGCGUACCGAACCACAACCUCCACCAGUUUGACCCGUGUGACGCACACCAGCAGGCCGCCCUCUACGCUUCAGAAAUGUGUGACGUCCUCAACCGAGAGCCGUUUUCCCGCUGCCAUCGGUACCUGAGCCCCGGUGCCUUCUAUCAGCAGUGUAAAUCGGACACCUGUAAGUGCGGCGAGACCUGCCUGUGUGCCUCUCUGGCUCACUACGCUCGACAGUGCAGGAAGUACGGAGUCGGCGUCGACCUCCGAGGGCGGCUCUCCGAGUGCGCGGCGCACUGUCCGGAGACCAUGGAGUACGGGGCGUGUGUGUCCUCCUGUCAUCGAAGCUGCCGCUCCCUGUCGGCGCCUGACGUCUGCUCCCAGGAGUGCGCAGAAGGGUGCGUCUGCCCCGAUGGCACCUUCUACAGCAGCGUAUCUCAGCACUGUGUCACCAGAAGCCAAUGUUCCUGCCAUUUUCUGGGAGCGGAGUACACGCCAGGAGAGAUCGUCGUGACGUCCUCGGGGACACGGGUCUGUAAGGAGGGCCUGAUGAUCAUUGAAAGCCCUCAUCCCGGUAAGUCCUUGGUCAGGAUUGAUAUCAACUGUGAAGUCUGUCGUGAUUUUCAUCAGAAUGUCUUCUUUGUUCCAUCGUUAUUUGCAGACACAACGUGUCCACCCGGACAGAUUUAUUUCAAGUGUGACGACGCGCCAUCGGGUGGCAUAGAAAAGACAGGAGUACCGUGUGAAAGAACCUGUGAGAGCCACCUGCUGAACCUCACCUGCCCCGGGCACACGACCUGCGCAUCGGGAUGCGUCUGUCCACAUGGAUUUCUAAAACAUGGCGACAAGUGCUUUCAGCCCUCAGAAUGCCCCUGCCUGUGGAAGGGAAAGGAGUUUUACCCUGGGGAGCGAGUGUCAUCAGCCUGCCACAGCUGUGUCUGCCAGCACGGAUCGUUUCAAUGCAUCUUCCAUCCCUGCCCAUCAAUGUGUACGGCAUACGGAGAUCGGCACUUCCGGACUUUCGAUGGCCUGCUGUUUGACUACAUUGGAGCCUGCAAAGUCUACUUGGUGAAGGGCGGUGACGAGUUGCCACUGAGUGUCGCUGCAGAGAACGUGGAUUGCUAUGACAGCGGUGUCAUCUGCCGCAAGUCUUUAUCCAUCAACAUCGGCAGAUCCUUUGUUAUCUUUGACAGUGGGAGCGGAGUGCCGAGCCCGGCCAGCCUGAUUGACAAGCGACAGCAGGUGUUCAUCUGGCAAGCGGGCUUCUACACCAUCGUCCACGCCCCGACGGAGGACAUCACCGUGCUGUGGGACCACCACACCACCAUCCACGUCCAGGCCGGGCCUCGCUGGCAGGGGAAGCUGACUGGACUGUGUGGUAACUUUGACCUGAAAACAGCAAACGAGAUGCUCACUCCAGAGAACAUUGAGUCUGCGACGCCGCAGGAGUUUGGGAACAGCUGGACGACUGCAGAGUGUGUGAACAGCCCUGACAUCCGAAAUCCAUGCAGUGUGAACCCACUGAGGGAGCCGUUCGCCAAGUCACGCUGUGCCAUCCUGCUGGGGGACGUCUUUGAGGCCUGCCAUUCUGUGGUUGAUGUUACCUGGUUUUACUCAAACUGCCUCAGUGAUACCUGCGGCUGCAGCCGGGGAGGAGACUGCGAGUGCUUCUGUACCAGCGUGGCGGCGUACGCACAUCGGUGCUGUCAGCACGGAAUCGCAACAGACUGGCGGUCCCCCGAUGUUUGCCCCUAUGACUGUGAAUUUCACAAUAAAGCUCUGGGAAAUGGCCCCUUCUUCCUCGUCACUUACUUGGACAGCGGGACGAUGCUGGCUGCCAACUUGUCCGGUGGGCUUCUAUUCCCAGUGCAGGCUGAUGUGUCACUUUCAGGGCUGGCCAGCCGCUUUAUGCUGACCCCCGGAUUGUCCCGGUCCAGGCCACACGAUUUGAGCCUGGUGUCUUUGGAAGCUGCCGAGCGCCCCAACUAUUUUGUGCAAGUGAGGGCAGCCGGAGGUCUGGUGCUCACCAAAUGGCAGGAGGACAGCCAGUUUGAGGACGAGAGCACAUUUGUGAUUCACAGGGGCACGUGGGUCGGGGGAUACGACAGCUUUGAGUCCUACGCACAUCCCAGCCUCUUCCUCCAUUACAUGCGCUCAGGAGUCCACCUCAGGAAGUACGAGGACAGCGAUGGCUUCAGGCAGGCGACGUUCUUUAAACUCUCAGAAGCUGAUUCAGAAUCUUCGCUUCACUCCUCUUGCCAGUGGAGAUACGACUCCUGCUCCAGUGCGUGCUUCAGAUCCUGCAGCGACCCCACAGGAGAAUCAUGUCACACGAUACCCAAAGUUGAAGGAUGUGUUCCUCGCUGCCCCCAUGAAAUGGUCCUGGAUGACGUUACCCUGAGAUGUGUUUACGUCCGAGACUGCAUCAGACCCCCAGUUGCUGCGGAGCCGCUGACUCCCCACAGUACGCCACCGACACCUGGAGCUGUCACUUCUGCGGUGAAUGCCAGUGAGCCAUUCACAGUAUCAUGGCCAGCAUUGGUGACCCCCAGUGCCACACUGCCAUCUACAGGUGGAACUCAAGUCACCACAUCUACGCCUUCUCCAGUCACCUCCUUGUCUCCAGCAGCCACAAAUGGCACCAGGGGUCCGUCUUCACCAGUAACCACUCAGCGUCCAAGUACAGAAGCACGACAUACGCUUUCUCCAGCAUUGCUCACUGUGUCAUCUUCACGAGCUGAGUCCUGGUCCACCAGCCACCCAGCAGAACCCCCAGAAUCUUCCAUGCCUGAGGCGGCUUUGCCCACCACAACUGGUACUCUGCCUACCAGCAGCCCAGUCCCUGUAGAAAGCACGACGAGCUGGACGGCGUCCUCAGGUACUGAAGCGGUGGUCACGGCAGUCGCCAGUACAAAGCAGACGACACCCUGGAAAUGGAGCAGCAGUUCCACAAGAACGACAUCACCGUACCCCACGUUCUCCACUGGCAUAGCUGUCCUGCCCGAGACGGAGAGCACAACGGGCUCAGCACCCACCACACGCACAACCUCCAGUGAACAGAUGGUGAUGCUUUCAACAACGGUGACACUUACUACAGAGAGCACACCGUCCACUCUUCGUACAGAACGAACAAGUCCUAUCAGCUCUCUGCCAACUACACGUACGUCUGACAUUGGGAGCACAAUGGAAGUGGGAUUUCCUGCUGUCUCUGCAACAGAAAGCACAACCCUGGGUCCCAUCAGGUCUGUCACAACGCCAGCCACAGUGGGGCUUACUACCGAGACAGUGACAACUACUGAAGUGCCAACGUCCAAGGUGACCACACACUCAUCUCCCUUACAGCCCACAGAAAUAUCCCCAAGCUCCAGUCCUGGGCUUUCGCAAACAACAACACCAACUGCCUCAAUGGCAUCCUCACUGCCAUCUGCGCGAUAUACGGGAACUCCAACAACGGAGGUGAGAACUACUGAAGGUCUGACUACAACACCAAAGGAUGAGGGGACCUCUGCUGGUUUGUCUACAGCCCCAAGCACAACAUCAGUGGAAUCAGCUACACCUCAUCCAUCUGAGGUACUGUCGACAAGGGUCACUCCAGACAGGACACUGUCGACGUCCCCAGGAAGGUGGGAUACCGAUGGCAGCACAGCUGGGACCACUGCCACCAAAGCGAUCACAGCAACGUCAACUGCCACCACCAGUGAAGCGCUGAGAGAACCUCAGGAUGAGACGCCGUUGACCCCGACAGCCACAUCUUGGAGAACAUCUGCUUCACCAAGUGCCAGCUCCUCCACGACUACUUCAUCUACAAACACAACAAUGACGUACUCCAUGACCUCCAAAGCUACAACAGAAGCCACGACCACCUCGAGCCCCUCAGAAGUCACAUCGCUGACAGCCAAGCAUGAAACUGACUCAGCUGGGGCAUCGAUGGGCACCAUCAGACCGGCAGCCAGCACCACCCCACCUCUGUCUCUGCCCACUACUACUACUACUACCACCACCACACAAGGAGGCAGCUCCUCCACAUCCAAGGUGACAAGUGAGCUCAUGACACUUAGCCCCCCCACGACACCACCCCCGACGACCACCAUGUCAUCAACAGGCCUACCAGUCCCAGGAUCCACCAGCCCUGCAGUGACAAGCACAGCAGCAGCAGAGUCCCUGUCAACCUCAUCCCCACCGUCCCCAAAGAGCACAGUGCCAGCAGAGGGGACAAGCAGCAGUUCAGGGCAGGAGGAGAAGGAAAUGACUGUGGCAACUCAACCCUCCCGGGCACAUCCGACAUCAUUUGUCACCGUCAUACUGACAACACCUUCACCUGAGAUAUGGACCUCCAGCUUCACUAUAGCCACUACGCUGCCAGCCACACACCCAAUUCUGAAGACAAGCUUAUCCACAUCAGCGAGUCACACACCAUCUACAGAAGCCCCCCGGGAGACCACUCGACAAACGCUCAACGCCACAGAAGGGACUACGGCUGCCAGCCUUCCGUCCACAUCCACUUGGAGGACUCAGUCGCAUUCAUAUUCUCCAGGUGCUGCUGCAACUUCUUCAACUGCUGCUUCCAAGAUGACACAAAAUCAAACAGCACAGGCGACCACUUCAGAGGGACCCCACACCCCACCGAUUGUGAUGGAGAUUACCGGAAGCAUGUGGUCACCGAGGACCGACGAACAGACGACACACUCAAGUAGCCCAGCAGCAGCCUCGACAUCCACUGAAGCACAGCAGCCAGACAGCACUCCGAGCCAAAUGGCACAACAGACCACCCUAGAGGAGACAACGGGGACCACCAGGACAAUCUCGACUGGAGUACCGGCGUCCUCAAGCGUAGCUCCAAAAGAGACAACGCCAUCAGAGUCCUGGGGGACGCCGUUAUCCAAUGAGACUCUGGCUGAAGUUACCACCGUAGCAGCGACUUCCACUCCUCCUGAGGUCACGACGGAGCUGACGACGCUUGUAGCGUCAAGUACGGCAGUGCAAGAGAGCAGAGGGACCACCACACAGCUGGAAACAGACGAAAUGUGGGCAUCGCCAACCUUCGUGUUCAGCAGCGAACAGACAAGCAGUGCAGUUACAGCCUCCAGAAUGUGUACGCCUCCGUAUACUGAAAUAAUAGAUGAAUGCACAAAAUACGUCUGCAUGAACGGCCAGCUGAUGCUGUUCAACAAAUCUCAGCACUGCCCUUACAAUGCGACUCCACCGAACUGCGGCCUCCUGGGAUUCGCCAUACUGGUGAAUGGCGACAAGUGCUGCCCGCAGUGGGACUGUCCCUGCCGCUGCUCCGUUUUCCCCGAUCUGAAUGUGAUCACCUUUGAUGGGAACAGCGUGGCCGUGUACAAAGCGGCGUCCUACAUCAUCACACAGCUGCCAAAUGAAACGGUCAGCAUUCACGUCCAGGAGUGCCAAAGCUCAGAUGUGCUGUUUUGGAACUUCACGAACCUUUGCCUGGCAGCCCUGAGCAUCACACAUUGGCCACACCAAGUCCUGAUCGACCGUCUUCAGAGGAGGAUAUUUGUGAACUCCAGGUAUGCGCGGCCGCGCUUUAAGAAGUACGGAUUUGAGAUUCUGGACACUGGAAACAUGUACCUCCUUCGAACUCCAGCAGGCCUGAAGAUCCAGUGGUUUCACAGCACAGGGAUGAUGAUCAUCGAGACGGACAGCGCCAGCAGCAAGCCCACUACCAUGGGGUUAUGUGGCUGUUGUGACGGAGACCCCAAAAAUGACCUCACAUUGUCCAACGGAACGACGGUCCGAGAAAACGAGGACCCAGCAGUCUUUAUCGACAGCUGGCAAGUGCCAAACACAACCAGCUUCAUGGGUCAGAACCGGCGAAGAGAAGUCAACUGCUCCACCAGCGACUGCUCCAAAUGCCUGAGCAUGUUGAGCAACCAGACCUUCAGUGGCUGCCACGUGUUUGUCCCACCCAAGAUGUUCUGCGAAGUUUGGGUCCGUGAUGCCGAAUACGUGAAGAAUCCCUGCAUUGCGCUGGCCGCGUACGUGGCGGCGUGCCACAAGUUCAGCGUGUGUAUCGAAUGGCGGAGUCCCGACUACUGCUCAUUCGUGUGCCCUCCUGAGCUGCGGUACCAGGCCUGUCUACCAGCAUGCAAUGCCAAGACCUGCCCAACCCACGAGUUUGAUUCAGACCCUGAAGACUGUUCUGGGCUGACAGAGGGCUGCGUAUGUCCAGAGGGGACUCUCCUGCACCGGCCGUACUCAGCGCUCUGUAUACCCUUUGAGAAAUGCGCAUGCACAGACAGUUCUGGGACGCCUCGUGCCGCCGGCGAAGUCUGGAAGGCAUCCAAAGAUGGCUGCUGCAUGUACAAAUGUGACAAUGACACCAUCGUCCCAGUGGAGCACAACUGUACAGACACUCCAGAGCCAGUGUGCAGAAAGGCAGGAGAAGUCGUGGUCAGUCUGUCUGACACCAACAGCUGCUGUCCUCAAAAGUCCUGUGUUUGCAAUCAGACUUUCUGUGAGGGAUUUGCCUCGGAGUGUAAGUUUGGAGAGAAGCUUGUUUCCUACUACAGAGAGGACUCGUGUUGUCCAGAUGUCGUGUGCGAGUGCGAUCCUGACCGGUGUGAAUCGGAGAUCCCAGUAUGCCGAGAAGACCAGUUCCUUAUCGCCACCCGUGCUGAUGGCACCUGCUGCAUGGCGUACAUCUGCACGUGCAGACCCUGCCAAGAUGGCACUCCACGCUGCCAGGAUGGAGAAGUGCUGACGGUGGAUGUCAACACCACUGAACGCUGCUGUCCCACUUACCACUGCGUGUGUGAGACGUAUCGCUGUGAAGAGCACAGGUGCCCUCGUGGGAUGGUGGUGGUGACGGUGUGGAGUCCAAGCCAAUGCUGCCCACUGCGCACGUGUGAAUGUGCCUGUGACGCUGUCCCCAAACCACAGUGUGACGUGGGGGAGACUCUGCAGAUUGACGUGGACUUCCUGGCGGACCCCGAGAAUCGGUGUGGCUGCACGAGCUACACGUGUGUUAAAGAGCCAGUGUGUGUGGAUGGGCAGCGGGGUGCCAUGCGGCCCGGGCAGACGCUGGUGGAGCACACGGCUGAUGGUGUCUGCUUCAUAACCGAGUGCACUAGCAACGUAGACCCCGUCACCGGCUUCCACAAGGUCCAAGUGAGCCACACCAACUGUUCUGGCCAGUGUCAGCUGAAUCAGGUGUAUGAAGCCCCACGUCACCCCGGCCUCUGCUGUGGCGUCUGCAGGAACGUCUCUUGUAUUUCCCACACAGACAAUGGGACCGCUGCUCUUGUCAAGCCUGGUGCAUCGUGGGUCAGCAGCUGCGUCAAGUACGAUUGUGUGGAUACGCACUCCGGACCGACCCUCGUCAGCUACCCGGUCAGCUGUCCCCCCUUCAACGAGAGCGAGUGCACCAAGAUUGGCGGGACCCUUGUCAGCUACAUGGAUGGCUGUUGUAAAACCUGUAAAGAAGACGGGAAGUCAUGCCAGAAGGUCACAGUCCGGAUGACAAUCCGAAAAAAUGACUGCCGGAGCAACCGACCCGUGAACAUCGUGUCGUGUGACGGCAAGUGCCCGUCCGCCAGCAUCUACAACUACAACAUCAACACCUAUGCCAGGUUCUGCAAGUGCUGCCGGGAGAUCGGCCUCCAGAGGCGCUCGGUGCAGCUCUUCUGUAGCAGCAAUGCCACCUGGGUGUCCUACUCCAUCCAGGAGCCCACCGACUGCGCGUGCCAAUGGUCGUAAGCCGGAGAUGGCGAGAGGUGCCAGGAGCCCACGGGGUUCUGUUCCUCGGGUGACCGAGAGAGAAGAGAGCCACCUUACACAAGAAAGGAGCGCACACGCCAUCCUCUGUGUGACCGGAUGGACAUUCCAAAGUGGACAGUGGUCAGCGUGUAUUUAACUGAAAGACGUGUAUCUAAAUAAAUAUUUGAGAAUAAACGUGGACGGACGAAAACUAACGUACCUAAUGUAGACAGCGCUUAUCUAACAUCUUCUAGAUGUGCCUGCCGCCUUUACGCCCGGCUCAUUCGGUGCCCUCGCGCUAAGCCUCUCUGUGUUGCCAGUUAUGACACUUCGCCAAAAGAGGACGAGCGCUCCCUUUGUAUUUGUUUAUUGUAUUGGGCCGUCCCAGAGAUGUGCGUUUGGAUGACGAAACUUGAGAGGCCAAAUGCAGAAGAGCAUCAUGGGAUAGCAGACCUCCACUCUUACCGCAAUGGCAGCUCUGGCCCGUGGCUCCCCGGGCCCCUCUCUUCAGCAAUCGUCACAGUGACUGAGACCUGCUAGCCUGUCGGGAUGUGACGAUGACAGAAGAGGACGCAGUGAGAGUGUCUGUGCUGCGAAUAAUAACACUCGGGGCAAUCUGGGGACGACAUUCACGGGGACUCUGCUGUCAAGGUCUGUGUGUGUGUGUGUGUGUGUGUGUGUGUGUGUCCUGUGUGUGACAGAAGAGUGACAAGCAUCCAUUAGCUGGCAACUCAGAUGUUCUGUGUCAUUUAAAAUAAAAGA
Molecule: messenger RNA, 10476 nt
Organism: Erpetoichthys calabaricus (reedfish)
Lineage: Eukaryota; Metazoa; Chordata; Cladistia; Polypteriformes; Polypteridae
Gene: otog
Product: otogelin
Exons: 56
Coding region: 1-9714 (3237 amino acids)
Biological process (GO): L-arabinose metabolic process
Cellular component (GO): extracellular matrix
Molecular function (GO): protein binding; alpha-L-arabinofuranosidase activity
Source: RefSeq, a predicted model, not a curated record